Molecule: messenger RNA, 969 nt
Organism: Penicillium subrubescens
Lineage: Eukaryota; Fungi; Ascomycota; Eurotiomycetes; Eurotiales; Aspergillaceae
Product: NUDIX hydrolase
Exons: 2
Coding region: 1-969 (322 amino acids)
Molecular function (GO): 8-oxo-dGDP phosphatase activity
Source: RefSeq, a predicted model, not a curated record
AUGACAAGAACCAUAUUAGACGUGGUCAAGGAUUGCGACAACUUCACAGCCCCGGAUAAUGACACGCCCAUAGCAACCGACUUUUGGCAACAAUACUAUACCUUCAAAGUCAAUGGCUGCAACGCAGUACUGGGGUAUAUCCCCCAAUCUAUAAUUGGAAGAAUCCAAUGGACCGACACAUGGACAAUCGACCAGGACUCAAGGACCGUUGUGCUAAACACGCCACUCACGGCCACACGUGAGACACGUUCCCAAGCACUGAUCCAAACCCUAAAAGCCACCCAAAAGGCCGGUGUGAUCUCAAUGCUGAACAAAUGGCGAAAUGAAACAUUUCCAAUCUACGACUCUAACGGCACCGUCCUUCUCGAGAUCGAGCGCUGCGCAAGCGCCUUGUUCGGAAUAGUAACCUACGGCGUCCAACUCCUCUGCUAUACCAACUCCAACCAAAAAGGUCUCCACCUCUGGAUCGGAAAAAGAUCAAGCAAAAAGCAAACCUACCCGGGGAUGCUGGAUUGUACCGCAGCAGGGGGUCUACCAACAGCAACACUUCCUAUAGACGCUGUCAUGUGCGAAGCACAAGAAGAAGCAUCUAUACCAUACGCGUUUAUCAGGACGAAUAUCAAGUCUAUGGGGCCGAUUAGCUAUUUCCAUGUGAGGGGUGACAAGGCUGGUGGGGAAAUUGGGUUGUUACAGCCUGAGGUUGAGUAUACGUAUGAGCUUGAAUUGGAGGGUGGAAUGGUUCCGACGCCGAGUGAUUCUGAAGUGGAGAGUUUUAGUUUGUAUAGUGUUGAGGAGACGGUGGGGUUUUUGAAAGGGGGGUUGUUUAAGCCGAAUAGUGCGGUUGUGAUUGUGAAUUUUUUGAUUGAGCAUGGGAUUGUGAAUGGUGAGAAUGAAGAGGAUUAUGAGGAGAUUUUGGCACAUUUGCAUCGACCGCUUGAGUUUCCUGUUGUGAUUCAGUCGUCUACUUGA